AUGACCUCACACACGACAACGUCGCUUCUCCUCCCUGCCUACACAGGCAAUUUUGUCGCUAAUAUUAUUGGUGCCGACGCCACUGCCACGACUUUUGUCCUUGAUUGCGACUUCAAGAAGGAUAAACAAAAUUGCGGCUUGACUAAAGAUACUAUCAUCGUCGGGCCAUGGGCUGAUAAGACUCCUGCGCCUGGUGCGGCAACAACCGGCCUUUAUAAAGAGUAUAUGGCAAUCAAAGACGAAGAUGAAGACUACACGUUUUCUGUCCAGUGUGACAUGAGCAAAACAUACGCUAAGACAUGCACCACUAUCAACAUCGGCGGCAACGACAAUGGAAGCCCUACUGCGACUUUCCCUCGCACUGCUAGUGAUACUUCUUUAUACGAAUACUUCGGCUACGGAAGUUUCACUUGGGUUCCUGUCACUAUCACAUCCGGCCAGGAGUAUCUUUCAACUACUGUUUCUGGGACCACGAAAGCUACAGAGGCAACAACUGCUGAAGGGCAAUCAACAAGGAACAUCGAUGACGACGACUUAGUGACGAUAACGGGCGAAGCUGAACCUUCAAAGACUCACGAAAACGUGGUAACCGUAACUGGUGAGGCCGAACCGUCGAAAACCUCCGAGAACAGUGCACAUACAUUGCACGGACUAGGUCUUCUCGCCUUCUUUGGCCUGGCCACUAUUGCAAUCAUAGUAUAA
Molecule: messenger RNA, 702 nt
Organism: Fusarium venenatum
Lineage: Eukaryota; Fungi; Ascomycota; Sordariomycetes; Hypocreales; Nectriaceae
Source: RefSeq, a predicted model, not a curated record